GCCUAACAAUCCUGGUGUUGAGGGCGGGGGUCGCUGCAACUUGGGUGCGUACAUGGAGCACCAGCCACGACCGACACGGGAAACCGCGCCCCUCUCGCAUCAUCAUGCUCCGGUCCAUGCCGAUGCGUCUACCCGCGCCGUAGGCUCGUCGUCGACGAGACAAUUCGAGGCCGAACAGCUGCAGCUGAUGAUGGAUGUUGUGGACGAGUCCACGCCGGUGGUGGCUAUGGCCCAGACAUCCACACGGCCCGACAAGCCAUUACUACUACAUCGAGCGUCGGGGCUGUUGAUGGCACCCAUGCUCAAAAUGAGGAUGCAGUCGAAUGUUCGCAACGUUCGGAGGCGGGGGAUGGAGCAACCCACGAUGCGCUUGAUCAUGCGGAAAGCGAGCGGCGACGACGAACAUAGCCAGCUGAGCAGGUCCAGCACGGACACCCCCCUCAUGACCCGCCGCGCCAUGAAUCCGCCGCCACCACACGGCCGGCGCCAAGCCACAUGCCAGCCCAAAGUCGCGUCUCGAAAGUACUGGCCCGACUUGGUCUUGGCGUCGGCGCACUUGAAAGCCACGUCAAAGUUCCGGUGGUUCUGGGACAUUUACACCAUGUUGCUGCUGUGCUACACGGCUGUGGCCGUGCCGUUUGAGAUUGCCUUUGUCCAGCAAGACGACGUGGACGCGCUGUUCAUUUUCGACCGAUGCGUCGACUUGUCGUUUUGUAUCGACAUGGUGUUCAACUUUAUCACGCCGUACUGGGAUCCCCACGCGAAUGCCAUGGUCGAAGAGCUGCCGCUCAUCAUCAAGCAAUACGUCAAAGGCUGGUUCUGCCUCGACUUUGUGUCGGUGUUGCCGUUCGACAUUAUUGGGCUCUUUAUGGACGAAGCGUUUCGCCAGCUAACCAUUUUCCGCAUCCUUCGCAUCCUGCGUGUUAUUAAACUCGUGCGAGUAUUCCGCGCGAGCCGAAUCUUCAGUCGAUGGCAGGCCCAACUCAACAUUCCCAUGGCCAUCUUCAAGCUCGCGGGACACUUGGCCACAAUUUUACUGCUCGCACACUGGCUCGGGUGCCUCUGGGGCGGCGUCGUGCACUUCGAGUACCAUACCGACGCCCAAGGCAACAAACUGUCGUGGAUGUCAGUGUACGGCAUCGACAACAAGGGCAUGCAAACGCAAUACGUAACGUCGCUCUACUGGGCGGUUGUGACCAUCUUGACGAUUGGUUACGGCGACAUUCCUGUGGUCACCCUUGAAGAAAAAGGCAUCGCGAUUGUGUGCAUGAUUGCUGGCUGCGGCACCUACUCGUUUGUCAUUGGGUCCAUCUGUGGGGUCUUGUCCAGCAUGGACGAAGCAACGACAGACUUUCGUCAAAACAUGGACCACCUAAACAUGCUGCUGCAAAAGGAACGACUCCCCAAACACUUGGUGAUCACGUUCCGCGAGUACUUUUUGCACACCCAAGACUUGAUGAACCACAAGUACUUUUCCCGGGUUCUGGACACGCUGUCCCCGGGCCUCAAGGGCGAACUGGGCGUGUACACGUCGGGCGAGUGGAUUCACCGCGUGCCCUUCUUCCAAGGGGGCCCCAAGACCGAGCACACCAAGUUUGUCACAGCCAUUACGCAGCACCUGUCGGCCAUGCUCUUCCCCCCCAACGAGACGAUGAUUCGCCGCGGAGAUCUCACCGACCGCAUGUUUAUCUUGUCGAAAGGCAUUGUGGCGCGGCUCGGAAAGGUGAUUGGAAAGGGCAACUUUGUGGGGGAAGACGUGAUCUUGUCCAACGGCGUGAGGCACUACGAAGUGCGGACGCUAACCUUUGUGGACGCGAUGGUGCUGACGCGGGCGGGACUGCAGGCCGUGUUGAGGGGGCACUUUCCCCACAAGAUGCGCAAGAUUCGCCGCGCAUCCAUCUUUCUCAGCCUGGCACGGAAGAUGGAGUACUUUUUGGACGAACUCAAGUUCUUGCGGACGUCGCCGGAGCACACGUGGUCACGGGGGGACGAAACCGACUGGUUCCGAGCUCGGAUGUUCAAUGACCACGACUUGGACCUUGAAUCAAGCCCUCUCCACGUGGCCACCCAGAGCGUGUUGGCUGCCCAGAAAGCGCUCGCCGCCGCCGUGGCACUGGACUCAACCCUCCACAAGCGCGACGACUUUUUCGCCGUGUCUACCUGUGUCAAGGCCUCGUACACGUUGCUUCAAGACAGCUGCAGUCGCUGUCACACCGGUUUUGAUCCAUCUCAACAUGCACACGCGCCGGUGCUUCCGUGAGCUACAACUAUGACUGUUGCUGUCUAUUAUUUAACACGACGAAACCUGUUCGUCGAACUGCAAA
Messenger RNA from Aphanomyces astaci, 2324 nucleotides. RefSeq lists its product as hypothetical. The record is from RefSeq and is a predicted model, not a curated record. NCBI's taxonomy places the organism in Eukaryota, Oomycota, Saprolegniomycetes, Saprolegniales, Verrucalvaceae. Bases 53 to 2260 code for a protein of 735 amino acids. Gene Ontology annotation, molecular function: voltage-gated potassium channel activity. Gene Ontology annotation, cellular component: membrane. Gene Ontology annotation, biological process: regulation of membrane potential; potassium ion transmembrane transport. The transcript has 9 exons.